This is a messenger RNA of Seminavis robusta, 963 nucleotides long. The record is from the annotation of a GenBank genome assembly. NCBI's taxonomy places the organism in Eukaryota, Bacillariophyta, Bacillariophyceae, Naviculales, Naviculaceae.
AUGUCGGAAAAGGGCAGCAAGGCGAUGAAAGAGACGGAAGAAUUCGCCCGAUCAGAGUCUCCAGAGGCAGCAGCAGCUCCAUCGACACAGGAUACCGCUACUACUCGUAGUAGUGGUACUAGUCCUACCCCAUCCACGAAUGCCGUCAACACAGCCAACACAACCAACACUUCCAAACAGGGUCUUCGUCGGACGUCAGAACAGUUGGUGGAAAAGAUCGAUGCCCUACACGGAAGAUUCUCGCAGUCUGUCGCCGUCCCUCCCACCGCCGCCGCCCACCCAACCGACACAACCAUUGCAGCCAACAAUCAGAAGGGACUUCAUCGGACGUCUGAUCAAUUGGUGGAAAAGAUUGAUGCCCUACACGGAAGAUUCUCGCAGUCUGCCGUCCUCUCCGCUUCGACUAUCUCUGCACCCAACAAUUCGAAGGGGCUUCGGCGAACGCCGGAACAAGUGCAGGGAAAGAUUGACGCCGUCCGUGGAAGACACUCGCAGCCUGCCGUUGUUUCUGAAGCAGCGACUAAGGGGCUCCAGCGAGGUGUCCACGGAUUGGCCAGCAAGCUGGAUGUAAUACGAGGAAGAUAUGAAACGCCACUGGACGACAGUGUCACACAGACCAGUUGCGAUCAAGGUCGACCAUCCACCACUGGACGUGGGCUAGCCAAUAACAAUCCACGGAGUCUUUCCCAAGCGACAGUGGCAACGCCAGCUAGAACCGAUACCGAAUUUGUGUCUGCGGCUCCAUCCGCCAACCAUCCUCCAGACAUGGAAAGGAGUCUUUCCCAAGAGACAGUGGCAACGCCAGCUAGAACCGAUAGCGAAUCUGUGUCCACGGCUCCAUCCCCAAACCAUCCUCCAGACAUGGAAAGUCUGGGCAAUCAUCAAUCACAAUCCAACGUCCUGUCCAUUCCCGACAACAUGAAUGAUAUCGAAGGCGAGUGUCAGAAGAACCAGGCAACCUAA